AUGACCAUGGCGGCCGGCGGAAACGGAAUCCCAGAGCAUCUCCUUGCUUCGGGCAUGGACUUGCGUCCGGGCAGUAGCACCAGCUAUCUUCGACCGACAUCCCAGGGCAACACGUCCUUCCUGGGCUUGAGCAGGCCGGCCACGCCGUCAUUGCAGCCGCUCGCCAUACCUGGUGGAGGCCAUCUGCUUCCACAGCAAGGCAUUCAACACGGCCCGCAGCCUAGUGGCUAUCUGGGUGGCCUGCCGCCGUCUCACGACUUUGCCUUUGCCGGAAUGCAAGAAAGUCAAAGUCCUCUCUACAACCAGACCCAGACCGACAGCUAUGUCUCGACGCCGGCCAGCGCCCGGCAUUUAGUCUCCGCGCCGCCACAUGCGGUCUUCUCUUUUGACGGCCGGAACUUCCCUGUCAAUACUGUCAAUAAUGGCUCGUUCAGCGCCGGUGGGUACUACGGAAUGCCCAGCAGCAAUCCGUUUGGCAGCUUCAGGAACAGUGGCGUCGCCGUCGGCCCGCUCUUCGAUCCGUCCACCGGCGAGACCAGCCACAACCCAAUCCAGGCCUAUCCAUCCCCUGCCUCUGCCACCCUCAUGUCCCAAAACCUCUCGCAGGCAUCCCACACCUCGCAUCUCUCUGUUCACUCGGCACCUCCCUCAGCCACUGUCGCCUACCACCCCCAAUCCUUCCCGUCCACCUACGCGAGGCCUCACCACAUGGCAGGCACCUCACCGGCAGGGAUGUACCUGCCUAACGGCCUGCAGCCGCCUCUCCUCCCCACAUCACCGUCGCCUUUUCCCCCAACACAAGACAACGGAGAGGUGCUGUAUGGGGUCGGCGUACAAAACAUGCCCUCUGCCGUGGCUACGCCACUCUCGUCUCCGAUGCCCCAGGGCUUGGCCCAGUCGGACUUUGUCGUUUCACAGAACUCGCCGGACAUUGAUGUCGAGCUGCCCGAGGCCGAGUUCUCCCAAAACACAGUCAACGCGCUUGUUGAGGCGAACAGCCAGUACGCGCCGUCGCUGCCCGUCCUGACGAGCUUCCAAAGCCAGACAGCCCAAGAGCCACGUCCGCAACCUGCCCACAUCGGCUACGGCCCGUCUGUCCACCACCCUGUCACGCCAACGCGCAAGCCGAGCCAGUUGACGGCGACCUCGGACAACAGCUCCGGUUUGGACUCGUCCUCGCCCCUGUCGUCGGUCUCGGUGGCAGCUGCCGACGGCCAUCAACAGCCCAAGUUCCGCUCGGCUCCCGCAUCGGCUCCGGCAUCGGCUGCCGGCGACGUCGCCAUGACGAAAAAAGUGGCGGGCGUGCCUGUCUCCAUGCAGAACCACUUCAACGUCGGCACCGGCAUCCACAACGUCAACAAUGCCGAGGGCAGCAACGCCAAACGACGCCGCUCCGACGACCUCGAUGGCGCCACCGGCUUGUCCAAAAAGAUGGCCAAAGGCAAAAAGGCAGAUGGCUUGAGUUGCGUCCCACUGGCACGUCUAGGUCUUCGCAGCGAUCUGAAAGAAAGAGCAAUCGGGAUGAUUGCUGGUGACAAGGCCAUGUCGAUGAAUUACACAUCAGAUCGUGGCUUUCCGCUUGAGCUGUUGUCUGAAGUGAAGUUUGGCAACGGCGAUGUGUACAAGCCGCUCCUGAUGGGCGAUCCGUCGGAGGACAAGUCUCUGAACAAACCGUUCUACCAAGCCAGCAUCCUGUUGCAGGCGCACGAGUUUUUGACGAUACAGUCCAGCAGUGGCCUCCCCAAUGCACUCAACUUUACACCCGAGGUGGAAGACAACCUGCGCCUAAUGCAGGCCCUCAGCGCCGCUCGCGCAUUCCGUUUCAUCAAGAAAAUAUUGAACAAGAAUCGGAUGAACGACGAGACGCCAAAGCGCAGCCGACGCGCGCUCAAUCUACUGAUUCGACUCUGCAUGUUCUUUGAACAGACGCUCGCCUAUGAAAAGAUGCAGCGCAAGGAGAGUCUGCCCUUGACCGACAAGCUGGCAGCGCAGCACCGGGACCUCUCGUACCACCUUGCGUACCGCGUGCGCUUCAUGGCGGACUACACCUACGGAGAGCAGAGCGGCCUGUCCAAGUUUGUGGAGAUCAGCGCCGAGAGCGUCAAUCUGAAAGAAGGGUUCUGGGACUUGCUCCAAGCUCUGCGCAACGAUCCGUCACAUUUUUUGAUGGAGCCAGCUGGAAUGCAUCUCGGCGCAGAGGGCUGGGACAUGGAGAAGAAUCUCCAUGCUCCGACGACCGCUGCCGGAAACGGCGACGCAUCCGGAGCCUUGACCACACCGGCCGCCUUUGACACAGCGGCCAACUCGCCUACCGCGGCAGAUCGGCCACACAUUCUUGUGACCCGUCCCACUGGCCUCGGAACACCGGCCGUCCAGGCGCCGGGGCCGACCAACGACCAGAAGAUGAACCUGACGGAAAAGCUGACGGCCAAUUUGGGCCGCUUGGGACGUAAGGAGAGGAAGCGGAAAGACGAUGACAUGUGGGUGGAUUCGCGCGACAUCCCGGACGCCGACAUCAUCUUUCGCGUACGCACCCCUGUCCACGACGACAACUUCGACGACCUCAUCUGCCUGAUGCAUGACGUGCACAUUGACGCCGGCGAAGGCAGCGCCCACGGCCAUGGCGUACCACACCCAUCACACCAUGCACAGCAGGUACGCGACGACGGCCAGAUGUUCUGCACCAGCCCCGUUGGCGACGACUUGCAGUGGCCGCCGUCCAGCGAUGCGCGCAGCCCCAGCGACUUCUUCGACGGUCUCGACAUGAGCACGAGCAGCGUCCACAACAGCUUUGACGACGGCACGGGGGGGGACGACAGCGCGGCGCUCGACGAUCUCUAUGACAUGGAUGGGGACCGCGUGCUGGCCGUCAGCUUUCGUGCGGCGCAGGACGCGGAUGACGCCGAACACCGCUUCGACUACGGCACGGAGAGUACUUCGGUCGCCACGAGCGGUGCUGCCGUGCAUCCCGACGUCACCGAAGCGGCCGAUGCGGCCGAUGCGGCCGACGCAAUCGCUGCUUCACCUCAGACGGCCGGUCCCAUAACGGGCCCAGUGGCUGUCGACGUCGACGCAAGCGUAGAUGCUGGCCCUGUCCUCACCACUGCCCCCGCUGCCCCCGCUGCCCCGUCUGCUCCCUCGGCUCCGUCGGCUCCAUUCGUCUCGUCUGCACUGGCGAGCGAGAGCGGAUCCGUGUCUCGGCGCCCGUCCUCGGCCCGGUCGUCCCUGCUGCUUGCCCGCUCGCGCAGCAUCCGCACACUGGCCAAAGGCAAGAGUGUCGUGAAGAAGCUGCUCGGCCGCAAGGGGCAAUAA
Molecule: messenger RNA, 3312 nt
Organism: Sporothrix brasiliensis 5110
Lineage: Eukaryota; Fungi; Ascomycota; Sordariomycetes; Ophiostomatales; Ophiostomataceae
Exons: 2
Coding region: 1-3312 (1103 amino acids)
Source: RefSeq, a predicted model, not a curated record